AGCGGGGAAUCUGGAGCUAAGGGGGAGGCUCGGAGCGCUGGGCAACCAUGGACGCUGUCAACGCCUUCAACCAGGAGUUAUUCUCAUUGAUGGACUCCAAGCCCCCGAUCUCUCGGGCAAAGAUGAUCUCCAUCACCAAAUCAGCCAUCAAAGCUAUGAAACUCUACAAACAUGUGGUCCAGAUUGUGGAAAAGUUUAUCAAGAAGUGCAAGCCUGAGUACAAGGUAGCAGGCCUGUAUGUGGUGGAUUCCAUUGUUAGGCAGUCCAGACACCAGUUUGGACCGGACAAGGACGUGUUUGGCCCAAGGUUUACCAAAAACAUUACAGGGACUUUUGAGAACCUCUGCCUUUGCCCCGUAGAGGACAGGAGUAAGAUUGUGCGGGUCUUGAACCUGUGGCAGAAGAAUGGGGUGUUCAAGAUCGAGGUUAUUCAGCCCCUCUUGGACAUGGCAGCUGGCUCUAGCAGUGCUGCUGCACCCUAUACGGGCACAGAAGAGCCAGGUUCCUCUCCACCUCCAGCCAAAGAGCCAGUUACCGCAGUAACGGCAAAUUCCACCAUGACAUCUGCUGCUCAACUGCAAAACUCUGAUGCCUUUGCUGCUGUGGCACAGCUCUUCCAGUCCUCACAGGGUCAACAGCUGCAGCAGAUGCUCCAGAACUUUCAGCAGCAGCCAGUGAAGCCCGACGCCAACACUCAGCCUCAUCUCCAUACGACCCAAACCCACAUCCAAAACAUCACCACUGGGCUGAGCAUGGUCACCCCACAACCUCCCCCAGCCACCCAACUCCCUCAGCCCACUCAGCCCACCCAGCAGAAGACAGCCUUUGACAAGAAACUGCUGGACCGUUUUGAUUAUGAUGAUGAACCAGAAGUUGGAGAAGAAACAAAGAAGGAUGACAUCACUUCACAGCCCUCCUUUAUGCAGCAGCCUCCAGCCUUCCCACAGCACGUGGAGCACUUUAAACCACCAAUGAUGAACAUGUCGCAAGACCUCUCACAACAGGUUCCUCUCCCUCCUAAUGGCCAGCUCCAAGCCUAUGGUUUACCACCAGGGCAAAACUUCCCAGUUAUGAUACCUCCUAUGGGGCACGCUCUGCCAGGGCAGGCCCUCCCUGGUUCCACUGGGCCUCCAGGCUUCCCAGGCGUAUACCCUCCCCACAACGCAGCCCAGCUACAACAGGAUUUGUCAAUGGAUAUGGACCGUUCAGCUAUUAGGGACGGCAGACAUGGUCGAAGGUCACACUCAGGCUCCAGGUCUCCAAAACGGAGGAGGUCACGGUCUAAUUCCCGUACACGGCGGUCCAGGCACAGGAGAUCCCGCUCGCGCUCCAGAGACCGGCGUCAUCAUUCCCCGCGCUCUCGCUCGCAGGAGCGCAGGGAGCGAGAGAAAGAGAGAGAGCGACGACAGAAAGGCCUCCCACCACCCAAGAGCGAGACACUGAGCAUUUGCAGUACCACUCUGUGGGUGGGCCAGCUGGACAAAAGAACACAACAGCAAGAUGUUGCCUGUUUACUGGAGGAGUUUGGGCAGAUAGAAUCCAUCAAUAUGAUCCCUCCACGUGGGUGCGCCUAUAUUGUCAUGAUACAUAGGCAAGAUGCCUUCAGGGCUCUACAGAAGCUUAGUAGAGGAUCUUACAAAGUUAACCAGAAAGCCAUCAAGAUUGCUUGGGCUUUGAACAAGGGCAUAAAGGCUGAGUUUAAACAGUAUUGGGACGUGGAGCUGGGUGUCACCUACGUACCUUGGUCUAAAAUCAGAGAAGACCAGUUGGAGGAGCUAAAAGACGGAGGAAUACUGGAUGUUGACACCUUAUCACCAGAGUGGAGUGGAGUGAGGAAGACUCUAGACCACCCAGAGGAACUCACCCACAACGGCCGGUCAGAGCCACAGCAGCCGGAGGAGACGCAGGUAUUACCUCUCGCUGCUGCAGCUGCUCCUCCUGCACAGGUCCCUCCAAUGCAGCAGCCAAUGGUUGGUGUGGGUUCUCUCCAGCCUCCUGUCUUUCCUGGUCCCAUAGGAAUGCCUCCGCCUUCCUUCCCACCAGGCGUCCCACCUCCUCCUUUCAUCAGACCUGGCUUCAACCCCAUGCAGAUGCCUCCAGGAUUCCCUCCCCCAGGUGCCAUGCCUCUAGGUCCCCCACCUCCCGCCAAAGUUGGAGUUGAGGAACCACCCCUGGACCCAACAGGGCUGGGCAACCGGAAAAAUGACGAGGUCCCCGAAGGUCCCAACAUCUUCAACAACCAGAUGGCACCUAUGGGCAACCAAGUAGGUGUACCUCCAGGUGCACCACCAGGUGCUCUCUCUGGUAUACCUCCAGGUGUACCUCCAGGUGGACCUCCAGGUGCUCUUCCGGGCGGUCCUCCAGGAAACAUCCAGCCCUCCUCUGGUGGUCUGCUUGGUGCUCGGCCUGGUAUAAUCCCGCUCCAGCGUCCUCCUGUUCCCCCACUACCACACAUGCAGCGUUUCCCUCCACCCCAUGUGACAAGACCUCCUCACCCCAACAUGCCCCCUAUGCCCCCGCAGAUGAUGCCCAGGGGACCACACCCUCAAAUGAUGCACCACGAGCCCCCUCAACCUAAAGGAGGCUUUGGGAUGCCCCCUCCCCACAAUAUGAGGGCUCCCUUCCCUCCACAUGGGCAUGGCCCUCCUCCUCAAGGUCCUCCACCUCCUUUUAUCAGACCAGGUGGUCCUCGUGGCCUGGAAGGGCCCGAAGAAAUGGAGGGCAGACCAUUCAGGGGAGACAGGCCUGGUUUCAGGGACCGAGAGCCAGACAGGGACAGAGACUGGGAUCGGGACAGGGAUAGAGACAGGGACAGAGGUUUUGGAAGUGGAAGGCGUCCAUUUGGGGAUGGAGGGAGAGGAGGAGGUGGUGAUAGAAUGGACGGGAGGGACAGGCUCGGAGGCUGGCAGGAAGACGGCGGCAAUCACCGGGGAGGAGGAUGGGAGAGAGACAGAGACAGGGACAGAGAUCGGGACCGGGACCGAGACCGAGACCGUGACCGGGACAGAGACAGACGUGACUGGAGGGAGAGGCGAAGCAGUCUGGAUAGCGACAGGGAACGAGGGAGGGGCGAUGAUGGGGAAAGGGAGCAUGGGAGGGGGGAGGGAGGAGAAAGAGGAAGGGCAGAGGGAGGGAGUCGAGAAAGAGGGAGAGGAGCUGAAGGAAAAGAAGGGGAGCGGCCACGGCGGUCAGAACGGCGAGAGAGGACCACGCGGUGGGACAGGGAUGAUCGACUGGCUGAAUUGGAAAACAUGGACAAAUUUCGGACCUCUAACAGCACCGAGCAACCUUGUGUGACUCCUGUGGUUACCGUGGAAACCAGUAAAGAACCGAGUGUGGAAGAUUCUCAACAAAAGGCAAAAUCAGAACUUGUAGCUCCGGCCCCAGAGGUAACUACUGCUGUAGGAGAGCCGAUGCCUUCUGAGCCCUCACCUCCAGCUCAAAGUGCACCCACAGACACAAAACAGGAAGCAGCAUCAUAGACUGGCUCACUGUUUGUUCAGCCAGAGACUGCUGUGAACCACUGAAAGAUGACAAAGGUGUUUUUCACUAUGGUAGCCAACCUCAACACUCGGCAGAUGAAUUCUAACUAGCCACAGUUUGUCAGUUGGUAAUUGACAGUUUCUGGGAAGUAACAUAUUUCUUGAAAACAAGCAUCUCCCACUCAUGUUGUCAGACAUAUAACAUAUUUUUUAGAAUUUAUGGUCAAAUUUUGCUUUGCAUCGGUGUCUCAAAACACACAGCCACGUGAAAAUCAGUUUGGAAUAAUGGCUGUAGUUAAAUAUUGGCUGUCACCUCUAGUUUUUCUCCUUCCAGUAAGUCGUAAGAAUGAACGGAGUGCUUGCAUGUUAACUUAGCUCUGUCCAUCUGAGGUUAAAGUGAACGUAGCUCGUAUUUGUUUUUACUCAUGUUGACUCGCAGACAGAGGAAACAAAUAAUUUCUGUGGCACAGAUUUACUUUCACUUCAUGGCCUCAUCUGUGUGAUAGCAGGCACUCCUCAACACGGUUAAUAUAUUCCUUUUUUUUUUUAAUUUGCCAAAAUGUCAUGUCCAACACUGAAUUUCUUCUUAAUCAACUCUCUUACAACACAAACGCCAUUUAUUGUUCUUUGUUGUUUUCAUCUCAUCUUGUUUUUCUUGUGAGCCAGUAAGGCACAGCUUUGAAAGGACUAUGGUGGCCUUAAAAUCCAGUUCAGUUGCUUGUAGGCAUUUUACAAAUCGGGGAAGGCAUCCUUUUUGUUGUUGUGGCAACAUCCAUCAGUCCAGUAACUGAUCAAUCUGUGACAUGUGCACAUUCACUGGCCAAUACCCAAUGUCCUUAAACAAUCCACUGUACGUGGUUUUAUUUAAGUUUUUAAGAAUUUCUUUAGUACUAUUAGUACUAUUCCAUUAAUACUGAGACUCUUACAGACACAGGACUUAUUAGAAGAGCUUAUUCUCACAAGGUCUCUGGAUCUAACUUAGUAGUCUUUUUUUUUUUUUACUGAUAACAGGAAUUGCACCCAAUUCCUUGUGAAGAAAGGAUUCUCAUUCUAAUAUUAUUUUGGGAAUGGAGGAUGCUUCACAUUCUUUGACUGUACUGUACUUACCCAGAUGUGACUUUACGGUGAAGUUGUUAGGAAAAUCUUUUAAUCAUAUUGUUUCGUUACAGAAAUAUUGGACGCACACAAACUAUUGUAGAAGCUGAAAACCAAGGACUUAAACUUUAACAGUGGCAUAAUAAAAUUUCCCUUGCUUAGAUGUCGUGACUAAUGGGCCGAGAGGCAUUUCAGAUAAGACAUUUCAACAUAAGCAACGCCAAAACUAAGACAGAAAGAAAAAGUCAUGCCCAGGUGCAUUGUGGUAUAGCUCCUUUGGAAUAUUUGGAGAAUAAAGAUAUUUGAUAUUAGGUAAGUUGGUUUUUUUUCAGAGGUUGGAGUGAUCUAUACAUAGAAGUAUUGUCAAACAAAAAUAAAUUUGAGUACAUUCAUUUGUUAAGAAAUUAACUUGUACCCAGAUGAGCAACAACUGUUCAUUUUGAUGUCUGUUAAAGUUUAGACGGUCAGUUUUUCAAAACUAAAAUCAACAUAAAAGUUAAGUGGAACUAAAAUUCCUCUUGAAAUUCUCAGAUGUGUAUACUUAGUAAUGUUUUUUUCUGCUGUCUCAAUUUCACACUCCUGCCUAAAGGUGCAUGUUUUUAUUUUUCAGUUAAAGAAAUAAAGGAGAACCUUUUGUAGAUCCAACAGAGGAAAAUCCAACAGACGUUUAUUUUAAAAGUGUUGUACUCCACAAAAAAUGUGCAAAAAUUCAGAUGCCAGCUUGGCUUUUUGAGCAUUUUGUAUAAACACAAGUCUUUUCUUUGUCCUGUAUGUAUGAAAGGAAGGAGGCAAUUUCUUGGAUCAGACAUAAGAGCUUAACUGUAUUUUGAAAUCCUCCUAUAUUUGUCUCAUGUAUGUCAGUCAAACUCAUAAAUACGUUUUGUCCACAUGAAAA
This is a messenger RNA of Seriola dumerili (greater amberjack), 5472 nucleotides long. It is a transcript of the gene scaf4a, whose product is annotated as SR-related CTD associated factor 4. Gene Ontology annotation, biological process: negative regulation of termination of RNA polymerase II transcription, poly(A)-coupled. The transcript has 19 exons. Gene Ontology annotation, molecular function: RNA binding; RNA polymerase II C-terminal domain phosphoserine binding. NCBI's taxonomy places the organism in Eukaryota, Metazoa, Chordata, Actinopteri, Carangiformes, Carangidae. Bases 48 to 3482 code for a protein of 1144 amino acids. The record is from RefSeq and is a predicted model, not a curated record. Gene Ontology annotation, cellular component: nucleus.